This is a messenger RNA of Cinara cedri, 31766 nucleotides long. The record is from the annotation of a GenBank genome assembly. Lineage: Eukaryota; Metazoa; Arthropoda; Insecta; Hemiptera; Aphididae.
GAGACGGCCAACCAGCCGACACAUGUGUCCCGUUUCGUCCUCGCAACAUUAACCGUCGUCUUUGCUCAUUAAAACUACGACUGCGCGUGUUGUGUCGCAAUUUUUCCUCCCCGAUUUUCGUUCGCCGUCCGGUGAGUACAAUUAAUAACAUUAUUAUCGUUUACGAGCACCUACGCGCAUAAAUACGAUAACAGUGAAAACUGAUAACGACCGUAGAUAUAAGAACUGCGGCUAAUGCGACUACAUUUUAAGUACGAAUGAUUUAAAUAAAUAUUUAAUAAGCCUUUCGCAUUUUCCGGUUUCCACCAAAGAUCUCCGUCGUUCGUUCUCGAUCUUCUGCAUCCUCAAAUUUCGCACGCUCUUUUCUUAAUAGAUUUUUCACGAGUCCUUUGUUACUCGGCCCAUCCAACGACGUACUUUUAUUAAGUGUAAACUCGCGUACACGUACACCUACAUAAUAUAAUUAUAUCAUAAAAUCUUUAACAAAGUAUAAUCGUUCGCAAUUUUCUAGCACACGAGAAAUGAGAUCGUGUGUAGGUUUACCCACUUGACUUUAUCCUUCGGAACGCUAACGAAAUUGUAUGCGAUUAAAUUAAAAAAAUAAACGAUUCGCCCGCACAACGAUUAUUGUGUUAAUGUACCGACACUUCGUCAACGAAUUCCCUCACAGUCGUAAAAUAAAAUACUGUGCACAGACACCACGUUUACGUAGUAAUAUCUGAGGCGUUUUUAUUUAUAAGUUUAUUAAGGGUGAACAAUACCCAAGGGAUUGAGUCAUGUUUGCUCGCCUUCGCGCAUUUAAUGGGUCCAUUAUAUUUUUACAUAUUUUAUUGAUGGAUCCGAUCGCUUUUUUAAAUCGGACGAAUCUUGAGGGGCUGUUAAAUAAUAGGGGAGUUGCGGGAGAUAUAUGAUCCACGUCAAAAUGUCUCUUCAAAAUGUAUAACAAUAUAUUAUAUUUAUAAAAUAAAAUAAUUAUCGUUAAAAAUUAGCCACAUCCCCUUCUAUGACAAAUAUCAUUUGACCGCCAUUAGUUAGUAUAUCAUUAAGAAAACCAUUAUUUAGGUACUAAUUUAUUCUAAAUGACUACCAUUUGAGUAAUUUUGAUCUUUUAUCCACAAUAGUUACCACAGUGGCGUACUCAUCAUUUUUCACUGUGGGGAGAGAGGGAGGCUAAUAAAACUUGACUAAAAAUUAUGUUUUACAAAUAUUGUGCAUUUUACAAUUAUUUGUACUUGGUUGAAUAAAUAAUGCAAAUAUGCAAUGAAUAUAAUUUUAUUAGUAAAAAAUUGGCAAUGCUAAAUAGUUUUUAUUUUUUUUUUUUUGUAUUUCACGCGGUCAAUGAGAGGGAGAGGACUAAAUCCCCUUUAACCCUCCCCCAGAGUAUACUUAUGAAUAUAAUUUCGUCACUCUUUGGAUAACUAAAAAAACCCAAAUCUAAUUACACGUGUGAGUAAAAAAUUAUUAUUUUUUGAAAAGUCAUAAUAAUAGUAAUAAAAUCACCAUCGACUGAGGUACGAGUCUAAUAAAUAACUUACUAAACUUAACAAAUAAUACUAAUAUUUUAAUAAAUAUUAAGAAAUGUGUAAAAUUACGGCAGUGUUGUAAGGACCUAUAUAAAAUAAUGUACGGAUUAAUCUCAUAUUUAUAAUCUAAUAAUUAGCUCGUCGAGCGGCUUUUCUUAUUUCUAAUCAUAAUGAUUCAGGUACGUAAUCGUGAGAACCUAUAUGCAAAAUAUCGAACAACAUAAUUCGUAACGCAUAUCGGCAUUUUAUGAUUUUUAACAGUUUGAAAUUUUGGCCGGAGGAAUAGGGAAUGACGACGAAUUACUUCCCACGCAAGAUAUCCUUUACGCAAAUAAUAUCGUCUAUCCACUCGUUAUAUACUGAAAACUGUUGAAACCAUUUUAAUGGGAUUUCCGUUCGGAGUUGUUUAAUAUGCGCCCCGAAAAAAGUUUUAAUGCAUUUUUCGGAUUUACAUAUUUAUUAGCGCCCCCGCCGCGCCGCGCCGCGCGUUUUAUAAAAACUUGAGGCCAAUAUUAUAAACAAUGUUUUUGUUUUUUUUUUUUUUUUAGGAAUCGCCUGUACACGAACGACCGAAUGGCGUCAACACGGACUUAGCGGAACGAUAUAUUAUUAGAGAGAAACCCAUCCCCCAUAACCCCAGUCAUCAUCAUGGGCACAAGAGUGGCGGCAGCACAUUUUUCAGACAAGAUGUUCGCCGGGGUGCCACAGCUGCUCGAAGAUCUGCAAAAAUUGGCCGACGAUCACGAAUCGGCAGACAUAGUGUUCUUGAUCGGCCGGGAAGAAGUGCCUGUCUACGCCCAUCGGAUUAUCUUGAUGACGAGGUUAGUAAUAUUAUUUUCGAAACAAAAACGAACGUCGCAAUAUCGAAACUGGUUAGAUUUGAAAAAUGUACACUUAUAAUAAUUAUAAUAACGCACGAGCUAUAAUGGGAAAAAUUAUGAUAAUACGAUUGAAACGAAUAACGACCAUGAUAAGAACAUACGUUUCACACGUAGGUCUUCAUAAUAUGCAUUAAAUAUUAAUUCAAAAAUGAGCUUUAUCGUAUCUCUAUGAUUACAUCUGAAAUUCGGCGGAUAUAUAUGUAUCGUAAGAGGGCAAAUUGCAUUUUUUAUCCUAUGGAUUAUCAUAAUACGAUAAUAUGAAAAACAUUUGACGGUUCACACCACGGUAUAAACAUACGAUCCUUGGCCCGUGGGUUAAUCAAUACUACAAUUUGGCAAUUUUCCUCUUAGUAUAUCACUGCUGACUUCAUACUCGUUUAUUUAGUCUCUAUCACACUUAACAACUAUCUAUAUAAUUGUUUUAUGACCAUAAGCAACAUAAGCUAGUGAUUUGAAAAUUCCCCGGAUAUUCCCGGUACCGGAAAUUUAUUGGGAAAAUUAAAAUUUCUGUACAUAUUGUUCACAUAUUAUAUUGAAACACAAUAUAAUAAUAUAACUUAUAUUCGUAAAUUAUUCGAAUGACAAACAUAAUAUUAUAGGAGAAUUGUCCAAACAUUUUGGCGAUUACAAAUAUGUACAUUAUACAAAAUUAACUCGAGUUAUACGCAUAAAUGACAGUCAUCGAUAUAAAAAAUAAAACAUCUAAAAUACAUUCCAAACUAAAUAAUCACGAAAAAAAACUCAAAAUAAAACUGUUACAACGUAUCAUUAGUCUUUCAAAAAUAAUAAUAAUAAUUAAAUACUUUUUUUUUUAUUUAAGAAUAUAUUCAAGAAGUUCUCAGGAACGUUUCUUGGAGAAUAUUCCUAGUGGAACAUAUAGCAAUCAAAACUCAUAUUAUAAUAAUUAUUAAGUUUCAAAUUAUGAGCGUAAUGACUAAUGGGGAAUGUAUUGAUUAUAAUAUUAUAGUGUGCGCUUUUUGUGUGUGUGUGUGUGUGUUUCUGAACAACUUUUUUAUCAGAAAUAUUGAACAAAUAUAUAUAAAAAAAAACGACCCACCCAAUCAGAUCUACUAUCAAAAAAAGUACUAUCAUUGUAAAUCUGAGUAAAAUUGCUGGUAGAAAAGUUGUCAACAGAAAAAAAAAAUCAUAAUAUUUUACUAAUAUAAUAUUUCGUACAUUUCCCGGUUUUCUUUCGGCUUUUCACAUUUGAUGAGAAAACUCCUAAGAAAAUCGAAAAAUGAUCUGUCUAAAGUACCUUUCCAUGACAAUUUCCUUUUAGAAAAGGCUCUAUUUCGUACACAUCGGAAUAAGCGUUCUAGUAGAAAAAGUGUUCAUAUAAAAAAAAAAAAUAAACAUCUUUGUAAAACCAAUACAUUCUUCGUUCCACUCAGAAUCCAAAAUAGUAAGUACGUGCAAGUAUACAAUCGUAUAAUAUGAUAUUCCAUUAUGUUAUGUUAAUCCGGCGCGCUAUAUCGGAUUCGGUUUUUUUUUUUUUAUUUUUUUUUUUUGCGUGAGUAAUUUAUGUAAAAUUAUAAUUUUGUAAAUGUUGGGCAGCGAAAUAUCGAAAAGAGAAAUAUUAAUUUAGGAUAAACCACACCGGCAAUUACCGGAUGAAUAGGUACCGAUUUUCAAUCGCCAUACCGGAGACCGCUGCACACGGUAAUUUAGCGUAUAGAUUAAUAUUACAAUAUGUUCGCGUAUCACAGUACCUACCCAUUAUCCCGCAGUGGGUGUAUUACCGUAACAAUAAUAAUUAUAAUAAUAUAUAGCUAUACGGUUGCAAGCCGAAACGAUACGUCUAUAGCGAUCAUAAUAAUAAUAACAUACUAUUACCGUUCUCUCGCAGAAACUCCGCCGAAAUAUGAAAUCCUAGACGGGUACCUAUACACAGCUAACCUAAUCGUGAUGUGUUUUAAUCAACAUGUAGUAUAUGUGUACGAUAAUAACUGCGCACAGUUCAAAGCGGCGCCUAAAUAAUAUUAUUACACAAGAAUAACCGUCGUGUCGCCGCGACGCGAUUGCUGUGAAAUACAGAAUAAUAAAAUAAUGUUUAUUUAAAGAGACGGUACUGUAGAUCAAAUUUCGAUUAAAACUAAGUAAAAAGUACUAAAUAUGAUUUAUCACCGAGCAGAAAUUACGCGUCUUUUGAGAUAAUGCGUAAAAAUAUCGGAACCAAUGCCUAACCGACAAAAAGUGUUUUAAAAAAAACAAAUAACUAUUGGGAAAUUCGAAAAAUAUUUCAAAUGAAGUAGGUACGUUGAGACGAAAAAUCCGCAGAUUUUAAAUAUGAUAUUAAAAAAAAAGACGUCCCAGGACGUUAGCAAUGAUUAAUAUUAAAAAAAAUAAAUACAUAUAUCUCUGUAAAACCAUAAGCUUCUUCGCUCCUCUCAGAAUGUAAAACAAAAAGCUUUUUUUUGUUUUACUUAGAAAAUACAAUUACAAUGAUUAAUGUCCAAAAUUAAAUUUACUAGAUUUUUCGUAUAAAUUAUGAUUUACCGGUUUAACAUAAAAAAGGUAAUUACAAAUAUUAUUCAAAUCGAACACUAUUUCCGAAUGAUAACCAGUGUUCGACAAAUUCCGAAACGUUCAAAUUUGGUACCUGUAUUACGAUUAACGAACUAUACCGACUCCUAUCUACCUACUGGAAUUCUAGGACCCCUCCAACGCACGGUGUAUACGCGGGUGAUACGUAAUUUAAUUCUAAGUAAGCUAUAAACAUUUAAUUUCGAUGUUUUAUCGGUGUAAUAAAUACAUAUUUUAGAUUCUGAGUUGAUCGAAGAAGCGUAUGGUUUUACAAGGAUGUUUAUUUUUUUUUUAUUUUCAUCUGUGCGCAACUUUUUUUAUCAAAAACUUUGCUCUGACUUUUAAUUGUAGCACCUUUUCUGAAAGGAAAUCUGACUGGAAGAUCGUUUUUCGAUUUUCCCAACAAAUGUGAAAAAACAUGGGAAAACUAGGAAAAACAGGAAAAUCGGUACAUUAAACAAAUAUUAUUAAAGAAAAUAUAUAAUGCUUAUUUAAUUAUUUUACCAUAAUAUGGCAUAUAUAUAUUGUUGACAAAGCAUUGUUAUCAACUGAACUUCGCUCAAAAUCACUUUUUCGUUAGCGAUGGUUUAUCGUUGCUUUCAGGUAUACAUUAAAUUAUCUAUGUAAGUGGCUCCACUCAUCCCCAUUAUCCUGUGAAAGCUUUUACUGAUAAUUAUAACGGAUCUAAUCUUGUUAACCUAGACUAACCUGAUUAAACCUACCUCGCAUCGCGAACGGACGUGGAUUAAUUCUGAUAAAUUUAUACCAGACCUACCUAUUAAAUAUUUUCUCUUCGGCCGUUCAGCUUAUAUUCGCACUACUCUGCGUGAAUGUACCUAGUUGUGUUUACGUGCUUACUUACUUUUAGGUUAUGAGCGGAGCGAGGAAUCUAUUAGUUUUACAAUUAUGUUUAUUUGUUGAAAACUUCUGGUAGAAUUAAUUAGAUACUAUUGUCUUAGUACAGCAGUAUAUGAAUAAACAUCAUCGUACGGGAUCAUAUUAUUGUAUUGUCGUUGUUGUUGCCGUGCUUUGGAAACGAACGUCUAAGACAACGCACACGUCUCGAAGCAAUCAAGGGAGCGUAGGUUGUACUCGGUAUAGAAAAUAUUCGCCUUUAUCGUUAUUAUUAUUUCGGCUAUUACAAGUACCUAAGUAGAAAUACGUUAUAUUUUCGAAUCUCUUUAUAGGUAUAGACAAGAAAACACGUAGGUACCUAUUUACCCUGUUUGCGCGUUUAAUUUAAUUAUUAUUAUAAAUUCGUAAAUCGUUAAUAUUUAAGUGCGUGGCGUUUUAUUUAAACACUAAUUAUAUUGGAAUUAUAGUGUAUAAAAUGUUUUGUCUACGGUAGUAGAUUUUCCUUUAAAAAAAUAAAUCUUCGCUCCGCGUGAAAAAUUCUGUACAUUAUAAUCCCGCUCAUCUGAUGCUGCGGUAUAUACAAAGGAAAUAAGGAAAUAAUUUAAAUUUAUUUGAAUGUCAGAUUUACAUUAUGUAUUAAAAGACCGAGAAUUUUUUAUUCAUUUUUAUUAUUAUCGCAUAAUUAGCAAAUAUGCACCCAAGAUAAAAUCGUACUUCAAAGUAAAAUAUGUGCUAAAUAAUAGGUAGACGCAUACUACCUAUUAUAAUUGUAAAUGUAUAAUUUAUCAAUUCUUUCUGGUCUAGUUGGGUCAAGUAGGUUGUUAUUUCUUAAACUUUCCAGACGACCACGGGCGAUUUUUUUUUCGUUUUUCACGAAAAACAGACGAAAGUAUAUUUUUUUAAAUGAUUUUAGAAAUAAAAAUGAAAAUAGUCUCAUAAUAAAAAAUAUAGAGGAAAAUACUUCAACUAAAGAAAUCUCCUAACAUGCAUUUUUUUUAAAAAAAAAAAACAUCAAUCACAAAUAUAGUUAUUUAUAGAGAUUAACGCGAAUUUUUGUAUUCUAUUGAUAUUGACCUAAAUAAUAAUUUAUAUACUUUAAUGCACAUGGGCAGCGCAAAUGUAGUUCUGCGGGUCUGAAGACUUAUAGUGUUUUUUUAAACUUAUUUGAAUGAGAGGGUGGCUGGUAUUUGAGAAAGAAUAAGUAAGCUUAACCUUAAAUGUUUUUGAAAAAGUCAAUAUGCGUUAAAUGAAGAUUUAAAAUAGGGGGAUUUAUUUAAUAAUAUCAAUGCAAUGGGGACAUGGGAUCUUUUAUCAAUAAAUGGGUGAUGGAAGGUUCAAAUAAUUGUUUGUAUCUCAAACAUGAUAUAUAUUCGUGUCGCCACAAAUGAUCAAUAUUAUCGCGAAAAUAUAUUCUAUAACUGUUUUAAAUAUCAUCGAUUCAUCUCUAAAAUCACUUUGAAAAGUACUAAUGUUUUCUGUUUUGAGUGAACACUUUUCGCUCAAAUUUUACGAGUAAAUAAUAAUUAUUAUAUUAUACACCUUUGAUAAUAACAUUGUAAUAUUACUGUACAUUUAUUUGAAACCGCUGAAUUCGAAUGCCAUUAAUUUUGUGUGCACGUUAUCAUUUUUUUUUUUUUUUGCAAAAAUAUCGUAAAAUUGCCCAUACGCGACCCCUUUUAACGGCGAUUGACGUCCUUUUAAAUUCUGUCACGCAUCAUAAAUACCAUAUACUAUAUAGAUAAUAGAUAUAUUAUCGUUGGCGUUUCCUCUUAUCUUUUCGUAAUCAAUAGUUUGAUUGGUUUGCUAUAGUUCGCCAUGUUUCCCUAUAAUAAUUCGGUUUCUUUAUCUCCUUAUGACUAUCCUUAUUCGUGUCUAUCAUGAUUUAUUUCGUGUACUCUAUCCGUGGUCUUCUUCUCCCGAUAUCUGCACCUUCUACGACGCCUUCUUUGAUGAAUUUCGUUACGCUACCGUAGAUGUUCUAUGGUAAUUUUUUUCCCUUCUGACUUUAAUGCUAUAUCUAAAUUAUCGGUUACCUUAUUAUUCAUUUUCAAUAAGUAAUUAUUUUUUUGUUAUUCAUUCUAACCAUUAAUCACUAAGAAUUUUUCGUUAACAACACCUUUCAAAGGUCAUACAAAUGAUUAUCUAUAGACGAUUUUUAUUCAGAAAAACUCUCUUUACUUGUGCUAUCCUGAUACGUGCUAUAACUAUGUCUACUUUACUUGGAUCGUCUUCUGUUACUUAUCAAAAAAUUUAAGUGUUGUACUUGUUCUAUAAUAUAGGAACGCGUCAUCAGUUUUUAUAUUAAGAUAAAUUACUGGUCUUGGCGUUUACAGAAAUAUAUUGAAAUGUUUUCAUUCAGCGAGAAAUAAUAUAAUAAUGUUAUAAGUAUUUAUAAUAUGCGGAUCAACUUGUCGGUUAUCCGAUUGAUAUUUUUCUCCGCGUAUAUUGUACGAAGACGGUUGUUGUCAAAACCGUUAUGCGUCCUCGAGAUUUUCCCAUUACCUAUAGCUGACGUAACCCGCGCGUAUACGUGUAACAUAAUAUACGGCCCCGGACCGAAUUGACUUUUUUUUUCCUGCGGAAAACCGAUUUCCGUUCGAGACGGAUUCUCAUUUCCGCGCGUAGGUCCGAGGUGACGCGGGAGGGAAAGACGCGACAAAAAAAAAAAAAUUGCCGCGUACAACAAUCUAUACACGGCUGCUGCUGAAAACCCAUUUUCCCCCUGUCGACUGUACAUACAUAUAGCAUUAUAUUUUCCUGUAGCCGGAGGGUUGGACAAAUCCAUCUCUUAUGUAUGUGUGUGUGUGCGUGUGUGUGUGUGUACGUGUGUUUGACGAAUGGCGACGGAGGUGUUGCCGAAAAAGCAAACUCGUCGAAUUGUUGUACGCGUAUACAAAAUGUAUAAUAUAUAUAUAGAUUGUAGGCGACAUGGGGGAAAAAAACAUUUUCCGUUCGAACGAGCCGAUUCAAUAUUUGCACACGGGGAUAAAUUUAUAAUUUCCUCUCGUUUGAGUGACGGUAAACGCGUGGCUCGUGGGAAAAUGCGAACACAAAUCUCCAGGGAUUUCUUUUGAUUUUUUUUUUUUUGUACUUUAUUGAUUUUUACGGCCUCGGGAUUUCAUUUGCACAACGGGGCCGCCGUUUAAAUGAACGAACAAAUAAAAAAAAAAUCGCACGUUUUUCCCGCCGGAAUGCUUGAUCACGCGCGCGCGUAUGUUUGUUUUACGAUUUAUAAACCUAACUGCUGCAGUUUAAUAAAAAAAAAAAAUACGCACUGAAACACUUACGCAUCACAGUGGCACACACAGAGGGGGGGGGUAUGGGGUCAUAACCUCCUCCGAAAUGUCUUCCUUCACUACAUUUUUUGAAAUCAAGUUUAUAGAUUUUACGUAUUGAUCACAAUGAAAAAUUUUAACUUGUUAAUCAUUUAGUUCUCUUUGUUAUUAUGUAUGUUUAUUUGAUUGCAUAAAAAUAAAAAGUAUCAGUAUUUUGUAUCUAUGUUAGUUGAAUAAUGAAUAGUAUUUAUGGGACGUCGCCAUUUUAUCCGGGGUAUGGAGUAAAAUAUUUAAAACGUAUUUCCAUAUUAAUAACCAGAACCUUUAAAGUCAUGAUUCAAAUUUCAAACCAACAUCACAAUUUUUAGUGAAUUAUUAGGUUCAAGGUUCUUCGUUUUGCCCCCACAUUUCCUUGUAUUAUCCAAUAUUAGUAUUGUGCAUCACAAUAAGGGAUAAAAAAACGGUCAUACUUCACCCGAUUGGUAGGCCACUGUUGUAGGCAGGUCCGUAGCCAGAUCAAUUCUUUAAGAGGGGGACUGAGGGGGCCUGGUUGUAGGUGAGAAAUUGGGAAGGUAGGAUAUAGAGGGAAAUUUAAUUUAUAUCUGUACGCAACGGUAAACCACAGCUAAUGAAAAACGAUUCGGAGCGGAGUUUUUUUUAGAAAAUUGGAGCAAGAUUUCUUGUAGAAAAGUUAUAUUUUGAAAAUCAAUAAUCAAUAAUUAAAAUGUUAUAUGUUUACGUGGUCCGGUGGCACAACGGCUACAUUUAAAAUAUCAUGAAUUCAUAAAUAAAAUCGUAAAACGCAAUUAUUCUAUAACAAUUAAAGAAAAUGCGGCCAAGUCAAAUUAAUCUCAAAAGCUUAGUAAUAAAAAAAUUACUCCAUAUUCGAUUUACGUACAUUCGACGAGUAUUCGAUUAUUAACGAUGGCCGAUGGGCCAAAAUCGUUAUUAUCGGAAACCGUAUACCACAUGAAGUAUUUGUCUUGUCAACAUUCGCAAUCCGAAAUAAUGUUGCAAACAAAGGAAAUAAUAUAUUAUACCUAUUCGGGGGGAAAAAAAAACGUAGCUAGCCGACAAACUCGUUUAUGGUUUCUGUUUCUCUUUUGUUGUGUAUAUAUUAUACUCACUCAAACCUCGUUUAUUUCGACAAUGAUGAAUUCGGGACAAUCAGAGAAAACGGGCACGUCGUUUAGUCUUUACCGUCGCCGCGCACGCAGCAGCAGCAGCUAUACCACUCAGAACAAUGACGGUAAAUAAUUUGAUUAAAAUAAAUAAACCCGCGCCCGAUGACAAUAAAAAGUGAUUAGUGAAGUUUACCAUUCCUCUUCACCGCGACUGUUGGUAUAAUGGUUGUAAUUCAAAAUGUCAACAACCGGCGUUUAAUCGCGAAUACGUCAUAUUAUUUGUUUUAUUUUUGUCAAUUUCUGAAUUACAUUGGCUGCAACCAUACCCGAUUACCGAGUUUCGGCUCCUCAGAAUCUACAACAGUGGCCUUACCCGCGGUAAUUUGUAUAGUUCGGCCAUUUUAUUUAAACUUUAUUCGUAUUAUUGAAUCGAAAUUUUUUUCAAUAUUUUUAAACCUUUUACUUCAAUGAUCUAUAGUGAUAAAGAAGUAGUGAGUAGUAUAGUUGCAAUACAUAGCACAAAAUACCCGGAAAGGGUGAUGAAUUCAAGUAAAUCAGAUUAAUCGAAUACAUUUUAUUUUCUUGAUUUUAUUUGUUUAAAAUAUAUUUCUUGCUUCUAUUCACCCAGCAUUAUAGGUUAGAAGAAAAACUUUAAAAGAGCUUAUGUUGAUCCCUAAAGUCAAUUACUCCAAAAGUGGCUCCAGAUAUUUAAGUGCUCACAGAGACCCAAUAUUUAAGUUAUAUUAAACCUCACUAUAGGAGUAUGAGAAGUAGUCUUAAAGUAAUGCCAAAUUUGAAAUUUUCUUCUAGUAUACGGUCCUAAUAACGGUAGUAUACGAUUUCAAAAAUUUAACGAUUCUGUCCUCUGAGUGCUAAGCACGCUCUCUCUCAUACUAAUCUCUCAUACUAAUGUCUCGCUUGAUCCGUUCGGACCGACCAAAUCUCCCAGUACUUGAAGUGAAUGUUUAAUCCAAAUGUAUAAGUUUAUAUUUCAAGUACUGAUAUAACGAUUAAAGCUAACGGUUCGUAACGUUCAAUAUGAUCGUUGUUAACGCUGAACCAAUACUUUCUCGAUUUUGUAAACAUUAUACUUAAAGUUAAAACGAUAAAGUACAAAAAAAUGUAUAUUUAGUAUAAUUCCUAAAUUCUACUAGGGCAUAUCUAUUGUAUACUAUCCAUCCUGUUACCAGCUAUUGUUUUAACUUUAUACGUAUAAUACUUAAUAACUAAAAAUUAAAAAUAAAUCGAAAAUUUUAAAUGCAUAUAAAUCGCUUUAAAAAUUUUACCAUAUCUAGAAAUUACCAAUAUAAGUACAUUGUGUAAAUUUCAGGUCUUUACGGCUAUUUUUAACAGAAUUUUUACAAAAGAGCUGAUAUUAUUGAUGAGUUGUUGUGAUGUGUUGUAAAUGGGAAAUCAUAAAGGUAGCAUAUAAUUUAAUUUUUGUUUGAAAAUAUUGUUUCAAUCCAAAAACAAUACAACAAGACUUUUUUAUUGAAUUUUUGGAUUUAUUUUAUGAAUAAAUAAUUAAUUUUUUGGUUUUCCAGCCAGUUUUUAUAAUGAUUUGGAAUAACUGGAAAAAGACGUAAAAUAAAAACGAACAAAUUUACGGCGUUAACUAUUUUAUUAUUUUAAGUAUUUUUCGAUUUUAUUUUCUAUCAGAAAUAUUGUUCGAAAUUUCAAGAGUAGUACUUUUUCUGAAAGAAAAUUUCGUUUAGUUUGUGAUUAUUAAAGCCACAUAAUUUUCUUGAUACUUGUGAAAACCCGGGAAAAAAUGGGGCAGUUUACGAAAAUAACGGUUUCAUUAUUUUCAAUAUUGUUUUUUUUGUUGUUAUUCAGUUAAAAACAUUCGUAGAGACCUCAAAGGUUUUUGAACUGAUUUAUAAACAUUUUAUACGAGUUUGUUUACAAAGUUUUUAAUUCUUAAGUAUAUUCUGUGGAUGAAAUGGUUUGAUUAAACACAAAUGCUUGCAAAUUUUAUUCGAGGUUCAUUAUAAGUUUAAUUUAACGGCCAAAAAAUAAAAUUGAUCGUAAUGUAGACGUUUCUCUAUAAGAAUUUGAAUAUCAUAUUUUUUACGAAAAUCAUAAAUAUUAUGGCAUUUUAAAAUAUAUGCAACCGAUCUUUGUUCAAAAUCGUAUUUCGUUAUUUUAUCGUUGGUUUACAGAAAAAAAAAAUAUACAUAAAUAUAUUAAAUAACCUUAUGUAUGCCACCUUCUCAACUUCUCAUCUACGACAGUAGCACACCCUUCCACGGUAUUAGCUUUUUAUUUUUUUUUGCUCCGUAUAAUAUACACGCCCAAGACGGCUGUUUCUAAAAAAAGUAGACUGCACUUUGAUGUUGGUACAUUUUUAUAUGUCAACAGGCCAUAUUACGCGCUUUGUUCAUUAUGUUGAAGUUCAUUUUUUUCAUGUCACAACAAUUAAAAAACACCGCGUAUACAUCAUAUAUGGUAUUCAUUCGGUAUUAUAUACGUUUCGUAAAAUUCUAAAUUUUUAAUUUUCCGAUUUAUGUUUGCACAUAAUAUAUGUACACACAUAUUAUAUCCUAUGGAGGUAAACUUUAUAUAUUCAAAGUGAAAAAUGUAACAAUUUCGUAAAAAUGAUAAGGAAAAUGUAACGAUUGAUUUGUAGAUUUCGAUUAAUUAUUUAACUAUAUAGUUUAAUGAUUGCGGUAAUUUCGACAUUUAAUAAAUGACCCCGACACAAGGCCAACCAUUUUCAUUUUUACCUAUAAUAAAAAAUUCUAAAUUAAUUUUAAAAAAUAUUAUCAAAUCAAUUUUAGGUUCAGAACGGAGUUUUACUAUGAAAUGUGCUUUUUUUUCUGUCAGUAUAUAACUCUUUAAAUAGAAAUCUUGCUCCGAUGUUUAGAAUUUUUUAUAAAACGAAAUUUGGUUUAAUUAGUGUAUUAAACAGAUCAUUGUUUUGUUCAAUUCUUCAGGGGGUUUUCAACGUAAUUGGGAAAAGCCCGAAAGAAAAUUUAAGGUGAAAUGGUAAAUAUUUACAACGUGCCGUGAUGUUACCGGUUUCGUUGUUUUUAAUUUUUGCAACUUUUGUUUUCUACCAGAAAUAUUGCUCAAAUAUUGCUCAAAUCGAAAAUGACGAAGUAUCGAUUUUGUUCCUUUUAAUAUACAGCCAAUGUCAAAGAAAAUCGGUUUUGAUAUCCAAAGUAAUUUUUAUAAUAAUUGGGAAAAACCAAAAAAUUAAAAUUAAUUAAUAUUUACGACAACGUUGCGUCCCAGUUUAGUUAUUUAAAUUUUUUCAGACUGUAUUCGCUACCAGAAAUAUUACUCCAAUUGAAAAAUAACAGAGGUUGAUUUUGUUCGUUUUAAUAACUAGCCACUAAAAAGUCAUUUUUUAAUACCUAAUGUAUUUUUCAUAAUAAUUGGGGUAAUUAAGGUGCAACGAUUUCAUCAUUCAAAAUUUUAAAAUAUUACAUUUUUCUAUCAGAAAUCUUGAUCCAAAUUUCAAAGAAUGGCAUAUUUUCUGAAAGAGAAUUUUGUCUAGAUUUUGAAUAAGAAAAUCGUUAUAUUUUUCCUAAUAAUUACGAAAACCCAGGGGAAAACAGAGUAAAUACGGCAAAGUGUGAGGUUAGGUUAGGCUAAGGCAUUUGGACUAUUUAUUGUUUUUCAGUUGAAAAUGAUUGUAAAGACCUGUAGUUUUCACAAAAUACUUGCAGUGGUUUUUUGUAGACGUAGUAAAAUUUUCAAAAUAUUCUAACUAUUUUAAGAUUAUUUAUAGAUAUAUUUUCGAGUAUUUAUAUUUUUUUUCUUUGGUAAGGUAUCAGUUAUUAAAAUUAUAUGACUUAAGAUAAAUGCUUGAAAAUUUAACACAAGGUACAUAAUAAGUUGUUCUUAGUGGUUUAAAAAAAAUUUGAAUUUAAUGCAAUCGUUAUUUUUUUUUUAAUGUUUUAAGACAAAAUUUUACGAAAAUUUUAAAAAUUACGGCAUUUCAAAAUAUGUUUUAUCGAACUUCACUUCGAAUCGUUUUCGUUAGCAAUGGUUUUUCUCUGCAUAGAGAUUUAAAUUCUGUACCUUUAUGUGUCUUACCUUCCUAAUUGUCCACCUAUAUAACAGUAGCUGCACCCGUCUCCAGUAUCAGCUCUUUUUUUUUAAAAUACCUAUCUGAUUGUUAAUACAAUUUUAGUUACGAUCUUUCCGGAUUAUCAAAAUCAUACAUCCUUCGGAAUAACUGAUAAUUGUACCAUCUUUUUUACGAACAUAUACUAAGCUAAUUAUUGUUUUGGACGAACGAAACUGUAUACUGAGAUGAAUACUAAAAAAAAGCAAAAGACAUAAUACCAUUUUAGAAAAUAAUAGAUUAUUAACAAAUGAACUCGAACUACAAACGUUUCGUAAAUGGUACGUGGUUUUUUUUUCUCUGAACAACCCCGUACAUAUUUUACUAAUAUAUAGGUCCUAGGAUAUUAUAACUAUGUGAGUAUGUACGGUUCAUAUAGCGAUAGUUCAACGCAAAGUACGAUGGUGUAUAUACUUGUAAAAAGUAACAUAGGGAAAAAACAAAUCGGAAGCUUACUUUAAAAUCAAACGAGGACAAACUCGCCUACUUAUAAAUAUAUAGGCCCCCGCAACAAAAUGCACUAACCGUGUAUACAAAGGGUUGUAUCAUAUAUUUAUAUAUAUAUUUAAUUUUUUUUUUUUUUUUUUAUGCCUGCUAUACAUAAUAAUUAACGUUGUCGUGGCAAUUUCAAGACCGCCGGCUAAUUGAACCCAAGUCUGAUUAUUUUCGAAAUGCGCGCCCAGCCGGCCGGAGCCGGGACGGAGGCGUACGCUGUCACCUUUAGGAGAUCAAAAGAUUUUGCCGUAAAGGGCAAGGAACAAAAGCCCCGCAGAGUAUCAUUACACGGGCGUGCGCGCGCUCGCACACGCACAUUUCCCGUGGGGCUCUUGAAAAAAAUUCCAAGUUUUUUAAUACCUCUUUUCAAUGAUAAUGACGCGGCUCCGCCGUCAAAGUCAAAGGAAUAAGUUAUAAGGAUCUUUUUGUUCUCCGGCGUGUAUAAAAUAUACACACACGCUUCUCGAGCUCGGGCUUGCGCACAAGUCGUGUAUGCACGUAUGUGUAUAACAACCCCUUCGACCUGCUACUUAGAUCGUAAAAGGAAACAGAAAAAUAAUACUCGAGCCUUCGACAUAAUACAAUACACGAACACGAGAUGUACCUAUACAUUAUAUACGUGUAUAUUGUGUGCGAAUGUGUUUAUGUAAAGUAGAGCACUGUGUUAUUGCGAGCACAAAAAAAAAAAAACGAUGUAUUAUUAUAUACUCGCAUAAUUUACAGGGUUAAGGUCGUUACAGAUGCGUAUGAAACAUUAUGAAAAUUCAUUACGCAUGUGCGGCGCAAAGGUGGCGGUCUAUCAUUUUUUCACCGAUUCGGCCGAGAGAAAUUUCACCGGGGGAGUGGGAGGAAGGCACACGAUAAAGACGAAUUCACGCCCAUAGAUGAAGAAAUAGACAGGAUAUGACUUACGAUUUUCGGUUCUUGAAUGAUAAGAAAUCGAGGCGAUAUAUUUCGUUUCCGUAGCAUAAAUAUUUUGUGUGUUGUUCUUUUAGAAUUCAAACAUUUUAACGCGGCAUCUUGAAAUAACCGAUGAUUUUUAUUCUAUGAUUUAUAUUUUGAGCUCAGAAUAAACGAAUCUAUUCCAUGAUUUUCAGGAAAGUAUCUAGGUAUGCAUUAAUCGCGGAAACGUUAGGGGCGCACGUACUGAAAUCGGCUUAAUUAUUGGCCUUUUAGUUUGCCGCCGUCUCGAGCCCCGAGAACCGAAUGUCUCUUGAGAUCAGCAUGGGUGUGUUCGAUCUAUUCCUUUACUAUCUAUGUUUACGCGUCUAUAUUAUACAGUUAGGCACUAUGGUCGUCAUCAUGGGCGCCCGCCGGAUAUUUAUCAGGGAGGGGCAUAAUAAAAUCACUAACCGAAAAGUACUUACAAUAAAAUGAUUAUAUUUUAAACUUUGAAGUGCGGGGGGGGGCAGAUUGCCCGUCGGACGCCCGCGGUCGCAGUUGUUUCGGACAGACCCGUUACAAUGCCGAAUUUCCCGACCGUCAAUCGGACCGAAUUAACCUGACGGCGAUUUUCUUUUCAAUAAUAGACCACGUAGCCCGCAACGGUAUACACGGAAACAAACCGGUCCCUGCGUGUAUAUUGUAUUUUUGCACGCAGAAAGACAUAAUCUUUUAAAGUUUUUUUUUUUUUUUUUGCACGAUUUCUGGAUUUGCGAAACGCGACAGAGCGCGUGUAUGCGUACGCACAAUCGUAUACGUCAAUUUCAAUAAAGACACGCACGCGGAGCGCGGACAACCGCGAUACACUAUGCCUAACCGCCGCCGCCGCCGCCGCGGAACAAGAAUAGCACGGCGGCUAUAAUAAUAAUAAUAAUAAUAAUAAUAAUAAGAGUAUAUCGCAAUAACUCUUAACGGCGGUGACAGGGGUACGAGCCGGGCGGACGUCGCGCCCGGUUAUUCCCCGCCGGGCGACGACGAUCGGCGGAACUUUUGUCGGGAAACCUCGGGCGUCGCGCGUGUACGAUAUAGUGUGCAGUCGUAUACGUACAAGGGAAAAACCCACCCGGGACGGUUACGAGAAUGAGGGGGCUGAGGUAGGGGCGCGAGGAUCGGUCGGGUCGGGGCGGAAAGGGUUAUGGAAACGGGCAUUUUACUCCGCGGAGUAAAGCGCGGGCUCCGGGCCAGGGGAGCGCUCGUCGCCGCGUCUCCGCGAGGCACCGCAACCCCGUCCACCCCCCCCCCCCCUCCCUCCGCCGCCGGACCCCCCUCCCCCCCUUCCGGAUUACGGUCGCGUCGCGCGUGCUUCGGAACGUUUUAAAUGAUGAAUGGCGCUCCGCCGACCGUGUAGCGCUAUACGCGGUACAUCGCGUACACGCUCGCGCUGUACACACAAACCUUUUUCGUGUGUGUGUGUGUGUGUGUGUGUGUGUGUGUGCGCGCGUAUAAUCCUGUGAAAUAUUGCUUUUAGCGAAACACACGACGCACAAUGCAAAAAGCCAUUCAUUUACCACUCGGGUUCUUCGGGCUCGGCGAAUUUCCGCUCUUAUACACACUGCGCGCCCUCGCCACGCACACACACACGCGCGCCGAUACACACCUCCGUGUAAAUACGUACAGCACGCACACAUUGUAAUACUCGCACUCGCGCGUAUAUUUACGUAUUUUAUGUAGGCAGUCGGCCGCGUCCGGGGUUAAUUUUUACGCGUCUACGCCUCCGCGCGGGUGUCGGCGAGCGCGCAACAAUACGCGAUGGGCGCGCGGCAUAGUGAUACCAGACACAGAUAUCGCGCAUCGUCAUAGUGUUGAAAAUAAUAAUUAUUGUAAUUAUGGAUCGUCGGCUAUAUUGCAAUCGGGUGACCGCGGCAAAAUCGCGGGAGCCGAUUCGAGCAAGCUCCCCCGAAACUUUGCAGGCGAGAAAUACUGUUAUCAAGAAAACUAAAAUGCGAGAAAAAAUCGAAAAGCGACCUUCCCGAAUAACGCACCGACUAGAAUCUAUACAGAAUCAGCGUGUCUCAACCCGGUGGUGGGCGCGACCACUUUGGGGUCGCUAAUUAAUUACAUAGGGUCGCCGAAAAUGUAUAAUAUUGGGUUGGUGUGUACAUGGUAUUAAUUCAGGGGUCGCUAAAAAGUUGAAUGUCCAUUUAGGGGGCCGUGACAGUAAAAACGUUGGGAGAACCCUGAACCAGAUCGUAAAUCCUGUGAAAGAUAUUAUAGUUCCUGCGCAUUUGACGAUUGGACCGAGAAUUCAUUCUAUAAAUAUCGUUUACGGACACGUAAAAAAAAAAAAAAAAGGUUUCGCUGGGUAACGGUCAUUACUCAUUAUUAUUGAUCGUGAAAAAUAUACCGCAGAAAAUAAUAAUUUUCCCAGUCUGUUGGCAUUCGCUCGGCCGGUGGUGGUGUCGAGGAGUUUGCGUGUACUCGGAUAUUAACUUGUCACCGUCGGCUUUCAAUUAGAUAGUGUGAAUAAUAGCCAAUUAUCGAUUUUUAACUGAAAGCUUUUAUGUGUACAACCUUUAGGAGAUAACCAGUCGAAAUCGUUUAAAUUGCGUUUAAAAAUAAAAUAAUACUAUUAAUAUUCUUUUAUUUCUUGUCGUUAACCCUAAGAUUAUAUAGUUUGUUACAGAUUUCCAUGCAUUUCUGUUUUAACUAUGUAGUAUCACAUCAUUUCCUUUAAAUCUCUGUAUGCUCGCAUUAUAAUUUGGGUCACUUAUUCUCUCUUGGUCAUCCACUUCUCACAAAUUCUUCAAUAAUUAUUGCCGGUGCUUUGUUGAUAAACGUUCAUGUUUUAAUAUUAUAUGAUCUAUCAUCUUAUCUCUUCUGCAGCGUUUAACUUAAAAACAUGCUGUUUUCCAUUCAUUCAGUUCAAAACCUCCUCGAUUGUAACUCUUUUAGUCCAUGGGAUUUUUUUAAAAUACCACGUAUCGAAUUUUAUUCAAUUUAUUUUUUUCAACUGAGCUAAUUAUAACGGUUUCGUAAUUAAACAGUAUCACACUCCAUAUUUCUUCAAAACGUUCUUACUUACAGACAGAAUUCAUAUUUUAUAACUUCUGUGUAUUAAAAUGCAAAUCAUUUGAAACCGAAACGUAUUAAUUAAAUAACGAACCAUAAAUAUUUAUUUUAAUUAUAAAAAAAAAGUACAUUUAAUGAAGAAAAUUAAUUACACUCAAAUUAUUUAUAAAGGCAGUCAUACUUAAAAUGGUCACUUACUAAUUAUACAUAUAUUAUUCAUUUGAAUCGUUAACAAUUCAGGUUUUCGGAAUUUAACGAUUUUUUUUUUUUCUUCAUUCUAGUAGUUUUAUUUUUUACAAACGAUAUUUCGCUUAGUUAUAUUUCUCUUCAUUGUAUAUAAAUAUUUUUAUCAAAAUGUUUCGAAAACCGUAAAAUGACCAUUUUACGUAUAAUAAUCUAUCUCUUCCGGUACAUUUUGAACUUUUAAUGGCUAACGGAAAUUAUGAUUAGUAGGCCAUUCUGGCGACUGUACUGCAAUUAAUUAUUAUCAACUAUUGACUCGUGGAGUUUUUAUUUUUAUAAACGUUAGAAAAGUUGUACAGUUUUCUCUAAAAUCAUAAUACACGGAGACCAUUUUAAACUCAAUUUUAACUUAGAGUAAGUACGUCAAUAUAAAAUAUAUAUAUAUAUAUAUAUGUUAUAUAUUAUAUACAUUAUGGCUUAUAUAGUUGUUUAUUCACUGGAUAUUUGUAGAGUAAAAUAGCAAAUAAAUAAAUAUCCAUUUAAGAAUUUAGGAUAAGCCAUUCCGAAAAGAUGAAAAAGGCUAUUAUUAAAUAAAAUUGUACAAUGUAAAAUCAAAAACUCAAUCUAUGUAUCUCAACAGUAUAAAAAUAAAAGUUUUAUACACACACUUUUUACACCUGAAGUAUAGAUAAUUUUUAAAUGGACUCUUGUGGUAAAAAAAAAAAAAAAUGGUUUUCAAUUAUUAUUGUUAUUAAGUGAAUGCGGCGUGAUUAAUCAUCGUAUUCAAAAACAAAUAUAUAUCGAAUGAAUUUCGGUUUACUGAUACUGAUAAUGUUCGAAGCUACUGGUAGACCAUGUUUUUAAACACCAUAAUAUUUCACUCUCCUCCUACAACUGGUUAUCAAUUCGAUCCGCAUAUAAACAAACUGUAGUUUCCAAAUUUGUGUUAGUUUGGUCUAGAGGAACCAGCUAUAAGUGUUUAAAAGUAGCGAGAAAAAGAUAUAUAUAUAUAGACACAAUACAUGUGUAAUAGUCUCUAUUUUCGGUGAAAUUCGACUAAAACUUAAAAAAAUACCGUUUUAGGUGCAAGAGCUUCCAGUCGGUGAAACGGGGUGAGAUAUGCCGUAUACCCGGUUGUUCGGUGUCGCCGUCCGCUCCGGGAACACCGACCCCGGUCCGGUUACCGCAAUUCCAAGGCGAGACGUUCAAACAGUUUAUUAACUACGUGUACACAGGCAAAGUAAGUAUUUCAGCUUUAUAUUUUAUAUCGUGCUAGCGACGUAAUAAUAAGAUAUUAUUUUCGAAAACCGCCCGCGGACUACGCCGUAGCAAUAAUUUAGUAGGUAGUUACCGCUUUGAGUGUACAGUUUUGCUCAGUUCCAGGCGCGUAAACGAGAAAAGAAGAAAGAGAAAACCGCCUCCGGUUCCGCGAUCCUCGUGUUUAUAUACAUACAUAUAUAUAUGUAUUAUAAUGGACCACCCGAAUCUUUCCGAGAUAUAAAUCGUCGUUAUAUACGCGGCGAACAACAACGUCGAAUUAUCAAAAAUAAUAUAAAUCGUACCUUUGAGACGUUGCAGAAGCUAGCGAAAAAAUUCUUAUUCCACUACUAUUCAACGUCAUGGCUAUAAUUUUUUUUUCGGAAGGGCUAUAGGUAAUUUCAUAUUCGGCCCUUAAUUUUAGAAUAUCCUUAAUCUAUAACCUCUUGCAUAUGUAUGUUAAAAAAUUUUGCCAAAUUAUGCAUAAAUAUAAACAUAUUCUGGAUAAAUUCUCUUGUUACCUUAAGGAGUACUUUAAUUAACACUACGGCUAUAUAGCGUCAAAUCGAUCAAAACUCUACAUCUAUUAGUUUUAACUUGAUCAUAGUAACAAUUCACGUAUGCGAUGUCCAUCACCCAAAGGGACGAAAAAAAUCUGUUUAUAUUCGAAAAGAAAAUGAUAUGGAAAAUAUAAGGGCAAAUUCUGAAUGGAUAAUUCAAAAGAAGGGUAAACGUGGAACAAGAAAUAACGUGUGCCACGAAGACAUAUCAAUUGUAAUAUUUUCGGAGAUAAUAAAAAUAUCUAAUAAAAUUUUGAUUUUUUUUUUUUUUUAUUACUCACAAGGAUAAGGAUUACAUUUUUUUGAGUUUCAAUUAAUUUUUUUGUUUUGGUAAAAAACUUAAAAAAAUAACUUUUUAUUUUAUUAUUUUUGACAAAUUUGAAGAUGUUUAUUUGAUAGAGUUUAUUAUUCUGAAAAUAUUGAUGUAACAACUUUUUAUUUUCAUUAAAUAUAAAAAAAAAAACAAAAUUUGAAUAUUAUCUCAGAAAAUAUUGCAAUAAGUAUAUCUUCGUGGGACACUCUGUAUAACAAAUAAAGUAUUGGAAAAUACCUUAAGGCAAAGCGAUUGGAGUCUUAUUCGAAAAGUACUCGCUAAGAACCUAAAGUGCCCGAGGAGACCCCGUAAUGAUAGAGGGUGGAUUCUUUAAAGAUGCAAAAAAAGAGGAAAAUUUGAUCAGGGGCGUAAGUAAGGGAGGUGGAUUAAAAGGGUCGAACAAAAGGCCCCUUCAUUCGAAAAUCUCAAGUAAAUCCCUAAGUGAAUAAUAAUAAUAAGGAAAAAUUGUUAUGCAGGUGUUAGGUAUAAGUACUACAAACAACAGAAAGGACUUUUUAGUUAGAAAAAAAUAUAAUAUAUUGCGAAAUUACAUUAAAGAAUGAAGAAGAAUAAUUUUUUGAUCGACUUUAUAGGAAUGCGUUUAAUAUUUACAAUUAGCUAGAUAGAUAGGCACCUAAUAUUAUAUUGUAAUAGUUCUAUAAUUAUAUAAAAUAUUAACUACAAAAUCGCGUGCUCUUAUCUUGAUCUUACUGUCAACAUUUUUGAAAAAUAAGAAUGAUACUAAAAACAAAUUUAUAAAAUUCGAUAAGAUAUAUCUGCUAAAUAAAAAACUUAAAAACCUGCUGUUUGAGUAUCAACUAUAUAAACCAAGAAGUUUAAAGAAAUAUUAGCUUCAAUGAGUUGAAUGCAAUUAAAACAUUGGAAAAGUGUGAUAAAUUAUUUUUUUCCUCUCAUUUAUACUCUUCUUACUCCCUUCAUUAAUAAUCUAUACCUACGUUCCUAGUUAAGUUAACGAUAGAUAUGAUAAAGAAACGUGAUCGAUGAAUAAGCUUAGUAGAAGCGUGAAAUAAGCGUUCAGUACGGAAAUGAACACGUUGGCAAGCGUAAAUGGUCUCAAAUUUUCCACAAAAUUUCAGAGGGGACUGCAAUCCUGGCUACAUCACUGACUUAGGUUUUAUUCCGUUUAUAACAUCUCCGCACUCUUAUUAUUAAGCAUUUAGGUGUAUAAACUUGCACUUUAACAGUGGAUCAUAAUAAUAAUAAAAGUGCCCCAUAUAUAUACAUAUAGGUACGUUUAAUAUUUACCCAUUCAAUAUUUAUUUACAGAAAGCGUUACUUCCGUAAUGGUUACCGUAACACAUAAUUAUUAUGCCGUUGUACGUGUGACCCAGUAGAGUAAUAAAUUUAUACUUUCAUUAAAAUUAUAAUCGUGUUUAUUUAUUACGUUACCUGGCUAUACGUACAACGCUGCGCAACUUACGACGAGGGCCUCCAAAAAAUAUAAUAAUAUGCUUUAACCCUCAUAAUUAUUAUUCCCGUAGUAUAAUAUACCAUAUAUAGGUAAAAUGAUUUAUGGCUCCCGGUAUAUACAUUGUCACAAGCUCGCAGGCUUACACCCGUGAAAAAUUAUACACAUUUAUUUUUUUUUUUUAUUUUUUUUGUUCGCUCUAUACAUAUUAUACACAUAUAUAUUAUAGCUGCGAAAAAACUUCAGGUGCUACCACUGGGUGGGGUUGGUGAUGAUUUGCGCGCCGCGCCGUAGAGAAAUAUAUGGAAAAAAAAAUGAGAAAAAAGAGAUACUUUGUGUACAAACGCAUGAAAUAUACACCUGCAAAAAUACAACUCCUAUCAGCUAUAUAUUUAAAUUGAUCGAAACAAGUUUAACUCUCUGUUGCAUUGAUUCUACUUUAACGUUUGCUAUUAAUUUUUUUUUUUCCUGUCUUAACAACUUUUCAACUAAAAAUCUUGAUUGGAUAGUUUAUUUGUAGCGUUUUGGAGCUGACCGGUACAUUAAGGAGGUCGUUUUUUUGAUUUUCCGUGCAGUUUUCUUAAAAACAAUGUCAAAACAUAAGAAAAACAAUAAAGUUUAGGCUAUUAACGGUCUCAUAGUUUUCCAUUGUGUUUUUUUGGAGUUUUAAAAGAUAUACUAACGUGCUACACUUGAAAUCGGAGCACAGUUUCUGACGGAAAUGUUGUUCACAGACACAUAAAAAAUCAUGCAUAGCAAAACCAAUGCAUUCCUCGCGUUCAAGUUUAUCAAUCUUUGAUUUCUGGUAAUUUAUUUACAACAUAAAUCAUCGUAUAUUUAAUACCUAGAUAUCUGUAUGUACGAUGAGUACUCGUUUGUAUGCGUGCUUUUGGGUUAAAAUACUAUUAUUAUCUUCCAAACUUAUAAUUGUCUUCGAGAUUUCAGAAACGGUCCGAGCCAGCAAAAUCACCAAAAACAUUUCUAGGUAUAUUGUAGUAUAAACUUAAACGGCAAUCUCCGUGUUGUUAUAAUAUAUAAUAUAUUAUAUAAAGGGCCCCUGAUCGUAUUAUUCGUCUUAAUUAUAUGUAGUGAGAGCGUUAUCGACCGAAUUUACCCGAAUAUGGCUCCGAGUCAUGGACAUAAUAUAAAUACCCAUGACUAAAUUGAACGGGACGUAAAGUUUAUUUCGCUUGAAUUGGGUCUCUGGUGAGUCAUGUAUGGAGAUUAUAUCUUUUGUCCCAGGGAAAAUGGGCUCGAGUCAAUUUUUAUAGUUUUCAAUAAAAGCAAAUUCAAUGUUGAAAAUUCAUACACUAUUGUACACAAACUAUUAAACUGAUUUUGAAAAUAUACACACUUAUGAUCUUUAGACCAGAAAAUAAAGGGGAAAAAAUUACAUUAGACAAAAUUAUAGGAAAAAAAAUUGACAAAUUCGCUAGGGCCAAAGAUAAAGACGUGUAAUUCGUCGAAUAUAUUCGCGGUAUCGACUAAUAUUAAUAAUAAUAAUAACGUAUUGAGUACUUUUUAUUGUCUUUCUCUGGGCUGCAAAAAAGUCACUUUAUAUCUAUUAUACGCGUGAAAAUGUUUUUAACAAAUUUAAAAAUAUCCGCCACGCAAUCAUCUCAACGAGUGUCGUCGUACUCGAGCGACGGCGGCAUUUCGAGUGUUCUCUGCGGUACCCACAUAUAUAUUAAAUACUUAAACGGUAUUUUAUAAACGAAAUUUCUGAACCGUAUAACCCAAAAAACUCAUCCUCUUCAGAGGCGUAUAAUUAUAACAUAUCAUAUUUUUUUUUUUUUAACUUUCGUUUAAUUGUUUUAUCUUUAUAUUAUGUACGUUCGCUUUUAUAGAUUGUUUUGCAAGAUGGCGGAGUUUUUGAAAUGCUUACGCUGUCGCAAGAAUUGGGCGUAGAAGACCUGCAGAACAGUUGUGAGGAACACGUAACCACGACUAUGUCCGUGAUGAACGCUUGUACGUUUUUGGCUGCUGCGAUGGAUAUACAGGAGAGGGCUUCUAGCAGUAAAUAUAAUAAUAUUAUUUGAUUAACUGUGCUGUAGACAUUCGUCGCCCUUGAAUAUAGAUGGCUUAUCAGAAGAAAAGUAUUGAUACUUUUACUUUAUAUCAAAUCGAAAUCGAAUAACGGUAUCAUCCAAAUAUCGAAAGAAAAUUUCUGUAAAAAUGUACUUAUAUUGACGAAAAAUAUAUUAAAUCGUAAUUAAACGUCCUAAACGAUUCUAAUCGAAGGAUUUGCGUUUUUUGCGAAGUAUUCUAUCAGUACCGCUUCACACUGAUUGUUCCGUUUGAAUUGAUGCGUCUUGAUGCCUUCGAUCAACUGCGUUCGCUCGCUUCGUGAGAUCGUGUCGGAAAUUUUCAUGAAAUAAUAUUACAAUUUGAUUCGAUUCGAUAUGAGUACAUCUGUUUGGAUACGAGUAAAGUAUCGAUAUUUACUCGCGUCGAUAAUAUCGCAACAUCCAUGCCCGCGAACGUGGAAUACUUAAAUUUAAUAUGCGUCUACAUUUUCCAAACGAAAUAACGAAAUGUUCGCAGGCGGAAAGGGCUCGAAGUCGUUCGUCGACCGGUGCGUCUCGUUCAUCGGUGAGAACGCGGCGAAAUGCGUGAAAACAAACGCGUUCCUAAACCUGCCCAAGGAAUCGCUCAUCAAACUCAUCUCGUCCGACUGCGUGAGUGCAGAGCAUAUUUAUUACGUCACGCGCGAAUUAAUUCGUUUUCGUCAAACAGCUAUAAAAAAUCGUUGUUGUUAUUAUUAUUGUGCGAACCGUAUGUAAUAUAGCGUUUUACUGCAGUUGGCGCUCGAAGAAGAGGACGUUUGGAGGGCCGUAGUAAACUGGGCGAAAUUCCACGCGGGCGUGGUCCAACGAACGGCCCACUGGACCGAAGAAGAACGGGCUAGAGUGUGCCAACAUUUAUCCGGAGUCAUCAACCACGUCCGAUUGCUGUUGAUAGGUAAACGUGGUUUUUUUUUUUUUUUCGAUACUCGCACAAUUUCCGUAUCAUAAACGCGACACUAUAUCGUUAUUACCGUUACUCGUAUAUUUUAUCGCCAUGAAUAUCGUCGCAAUACAAUCACCUCCGAGCGCUAUGCCGUGCAUUCCCCGAGGGUCCAAACAACACAUUCGUGUUAUUAUCGUGUUAUUAUAGCACGCUACGCUUCAUCAACGGUAUCGGUUUUUUAAUUUUCCUUUUUGGGAGGAUAGGGAGGCGAGAAGUUUCACUGUGAAAACUAACAAUUAUCGUUGCGCUGCAGAACCUAACGGCUGCACUCUCGAACAAAAAAACUUCUUUAACCGCAAACACAACCGACAAGAUUAGUACUGCUAUACGUAUUGCCUCGGACAAGGUAUUACUUGUCCGAUAACCGAGUUUAUUUGAAUUGAUUAUCAUCCACAGACUCUCAGGUGUUCGCGGAAGAAGUGGAACCGACGGGGGCCGUACCCAUAGAAAUGUCUCUGGAACGGUACCGUUACGCGGCGUUACCGAAUAAGUUCAAAGAAAUGUCGGACAAUCAACGUCUCCAGCCCCGCGUCAUGCUCAAGUUUUUCUCGGGAUCUCAUAUAUUAAGUCAAGUAAACAAAUAUACAUUAUAAAUACUUGGCCACCCAAGUGAAUCUUGAUUUCGAGUCUAUUUCGCGUAAUUGUGACGAACGAAAAUAAAAGUGUUUUUUUUUUUUUUUCUUAUCCUCGUCUUUGUUGUACCAGGACAAAACGCAUCUGCAGCGCGUGCUGAAUCAGUGGUACGGCAGUGUAAAACAGUGUUGGAGACUGGUCUACAGGGCGUCCACCGACGGAUUUUCCGCCGAAUCGUUUCACAAGCACUGCGAUACCGUUUCGCCCACAUACGUUUUAGUAUUGGUAAUUACUAUAAUCUUAUAAUUAUUAAAUUACGGUGGUUCAUUAUUAUCGCAUUCGGUCAUCGUCACUUGUAUAUACGAGUACAUACCAUAGGGGUGUACACGUAGAAAGAAAAAAUGGGGGUAACCCCCCACCGCCUUUUUUUUAUUGUCUUAGAUAUCUUACAAAUAAUUAUGUUAUUCAAUAGAAUAUUUAUUGAAGACAGAAUUGUAUUCAAAAUAAUAACAGUCUUCACAGCUUCAUAAUAUUAUAUUAUAUAAUUAUUAUAUUUUUGUAAGAUUUGAUUUGAAAAAUUAUUAAAAAUAAAAACUAAUAAUUGUUGCAAAAGAAAAAAGAAAAACUGUUGAAAUAUCUGCUCAACUUUUCCCAACAUCUCGUUAAUCCCUCGCUUACGAAAGCACCACAUAUGUAUACAGUGUGUUUCAUUAAAAUGGUAACACGACAUAUUUCAUCUGAAUGGACUGAGAUUGGAAGUAUUUUUUCUUUUUUUGGAAAGAUCAGGUGUACCAAAAUAAACAUUUUGACCUUAUUUUAAAAUGUUUAAUCCCUUAUAACGAGUAUUAAAACCUAAAUUUUCUCAAAUGAAAUGUUUUACCACCACAUUAUUCGAAGUCUUAUUUUCAAGAAAUUAUGAUUUAUACAAUUUGUUUUCAGUCUCAAAAAAAUGAGAACUGUUUAAUUGUAUGAUUGUCUAUUUAUACCUAUAAUUAUUUUUCCCCCUACUCCCUAUAGCAGUCAAAAUGCUUCACUUUUAGAUUCGUAUAAAAUAUCAUGCUAAUGUAUUAGUGUAUUUUUCCUUUGUAACAAAGGUAACACGAAAAUAAAUUUAAAUAAAACCAAUGUAUCGAAAUUUUUAAUGCCAGAAAUUUAAUUUUUAGAAUUCCUGUUAGAAAUCUAGACUGUUUUUGUUUUUCACGUAAUAUUCCAUUAGUCGAAAAACACUAAUCUUUUAAAAUACUGCAUGAAACAUCUUAGCGUUUUAUUUUUCACUAAAAAAGUGUUUUGAAAAAAAUCAUUAAAAUGCAAUUUUUUGGAAAAAGUAUUACGAAUUUUAAAAAAUGUUUCAAAAAAUCUUUAUUCUUCAGAAUAAUACCCGACAGAAUCUGGCCAUUUAUACCAAGCGAAAAAAUGUUUUUUAAGAAUAAAAAAUCUUCAUCACAGAGUUAAGCCACAGUGUGUCUACAAUAUACACUUAUAUAUAUAUUACAUACACAAAAUACCUACUCUUCACUUCACUAAAAAUGUAUAAUAAUCAAUAAAUAUAUAAAUGCUUCCCAUCAUAUUUAGUUUGAAUCGUAUAUCAGGGUUUUUCAACCUUUGGGUCGCGAAUAAUUUUGAAUGAGUCACCCCAACGUUUUAAAUGUUUAAACAAAUACGAUGAAAAAUUUACAAAAAAGGUAAAAUAAUAUUGCCCCUUCAGUGCGUGAUUUUUAAAUCUAUUAGCCCCAUCGCUAAAUUUUAACGUUUUUUUCAACCGAAAUCGCAUGGAAAAUUGGGUAAAUAUCUCUUGGGUCGCAAAAUGUACACAAAGAAAGAGAACCGCUGGUGUACGUGACAUUAAUUUACACAAUAAUAAAAUAAUAAAGUAAAAAUAAAAUUAUUAAAAUGGUUAAUACUCAUAAAUAAAUAAAGUAAAUAAAUAUACACAUAAUGAAUGUAUGUAUAAAAAUAAAAAAAAAUAAAUGAAUCAAUGCGCCGCCUGGAGUAUUAUGAUAAGUGUAUUUUACGACCGGUUUCGAAUUAAAAAUUCAUGAAAAAUGUAAAACGCAUUACAGUCGCAUUUUGACUGUGAUACACCUGAUGAUGAAUUUUUAAUUCGAAACCGGUCGUAAAAUACACUUAUCAUAAUACUCCAGGCGGCGCAUUGAUUCAUUUAUUUUUUUUUUUUAUUUUUAUACAUACAUUUUUUUAUUUCCUAUAUAUUUUAUUUACUUUAUUAAUUUAUACGUUCAUUUUAUUUGCAUCGCUAGUAUAUAGGUUAGGUUGAGUACCUAUGUAUAUUAUUGAACAUUAUAUUUUAAAUUUGCGCUGCAUUAUUAUAACCAUUGAUUGAGAAUAUAACACGAUGAAUAUCAUACAAAUUUCACGCCUCAAAAGGCCCCGUUCAAUGCAUGUGUUAUUACGCGAAUUUCACGCAUCCGCAAACAAAAACCAUUAAAAUUAUCUCCCUUUAAAAAAAAUCGCACCCUCAGCGCGUGUACGCCCAACGUUAUUGCUUUAUUACUGCUAUUGACGACGGUCUCUUGAUCUUUGUUAGUUUAUUUUUUUUUUUCGAAUGCGCGUUAAUUUACGUUUGAACUGUAAAAUACAAAACAAAUAAUUUGUUCAAUACUUUUUCUCUUUCUCCCUUUGAACGACAAAAAAAAUCCAAAUAAUUUAGAUUUAUAUUAAUUAAAAAUAUCAAAAUAUUUUUCUUUUUUUCUUCUACUAAGGCAGUAAAUUAGAGCAUUAUUUAUAGUAAUAUACAUAGGUACGCGCUACUGCGGCAAUAAAAACAAUAAUAAUAGGUACCCUUUAUACACUCGAUAACGACUGAAUUUAUUGGUUGAAUAACGUUCUGGAUUUUCGACUCCGCGAAACGUUAUUAAAUGCCGUUCGGAAUUGGUUUUCGGUACAAUAAUGCCGACAAAAAAAAAAAAAAAAAUCCAUUAGGUACCGUUACAGAACCGUUCGGCAUUUAAAUAAUACACAUUAUAUCGUGCGUUUUCCUCAACCAAGAAACCCUGUGCAAUAUAAGAGUGACUAAGUCAGCUUAUAUCACUAUAUAUUGAAUGGACCAUUAUUUUGCAGCGCUUUGAUGGGACAAACUUUAAACCGUUAAUGCAUGAUAUAAUAGGCGUUAGUUGGUACACAAAAUGGCUGUCCGUGCAUAUAUGGAUAACAGGUGAACCAAUUAGAAUGCAAUAUGCCAUUGGCCGCUCAGUCAUUAUGCGUAUUAUGUAGUACGUCUACCUCGACCUAUUUUGUAUACAAAUGCUCACGGUACAUUUUACAAAACCACUCUGCAGCAAAUAUGUACAAUAGGUGAUAGUGACGUGAGAAGAAAAAUACUCUGUGAAAUAUCGCUUAACCCCGCGCGCAUGUAAUACGCACAAUAGGGUGGCCAUUAUGAAACAUAUACGGGAUAAGGUUUUGCCAUCUAAAAAAUCUGCUGCGAUAAGAGCAUUUAUAUGUGAUGUCUGAGUGUUAGUAUUAAAUGCAAGCACAAACAAUUUUUAUAUAUUUGCCCACGAAUCGGCGUCAUCCCUUAUACAUACAUGACAAUUAAAUGGACUUUUAUUUAUUUUGUGUACCAUAUUAAAUAGGGCGUCAACGGCUGGCUGUGCGGAGGAUUCAGCGACGUUCCGUGGGGUAAGGGUCACACCAAGGGUGCUUACAUGGUGUCCGACAAGAGCUUCCUAUUUUCACUCAGCACCACUCAAGACACCCCGCCGAUAAAAUACGAUAUUGUUAAAAAACCGUACGCUAUUUGCUACCAUCAAGAGUAAGUACAUGCAGAUUUUAAGUUUACCCCACCGCCGCACUAUCGCCAGUGCGUCCAUUCCCUCUCUCUCUCUGUCUUUCCAACUAUUUUAUUCUCUCUCUACUGCAGUAUUUUAAUAUUUAUAACGAUUUCCUUUCAAAAAUAAUGUGGUGAAACGAGCAUUAUAUAUAUAGGGGAAGAAACCAUACAGGUGUAACGCUCAAUUUACCCGCAAUUAAAUAAUAUUACUUACCUAUUUAAUCUCAUAAUAUUCAAAGUAAUAUUCCCGUAAACUGACGGUUAAACCGUAACGAUUUUAUCAUUGACGAAAUAUAUACAGGAUGAUUCACUGAGCGUGCACACCCCAUUUUUUUUGUUAAAUUUUACAUAUAUUCAAAUACUAAUUUUGGGAAUUUUUAAGUGUGAUUAAUGCCGAUAUUUUCGAAUACUUAAAUUUUUCACAACAUGUAGGAAGUAUCCUGUGGCGAUAUCGACUUUUGUUUUUAAAUGAGAACCUAUAUUAAAAAUUCUAUAAAGAGACGGAGCAUUACUUUAAAUUAAUUUUGGUUUCGACAUUUUUGAUUUUCGUCAACCCGUGAACGAGAUAUUCCACUUUUAAGUUUAGGUAGGGGGAGAGUAGUGGAGUAUCAUUAUUAUUUGGUGGCACGGCGCGCAACAUUUAAUUAGUGCUCCACUACUCUCCUCCUAACCAAACUUAAAUGUCAAAUAUCUCGUUAAACAAAAGUUAAAUAUUUUAAAAAUAAAACAAAUAAAUAUCGUCAACGGGUCGACAGGGGUCAAAAAUGUUAACACCAAAAUUGAUUUAAAGUAAUACUCCAUUUAUUUAUGAAAUUUUUAAUAUAGGUUCUCAUUUGAAAUGUGCUUCACCACUGAUAUUAUACAUAUUAUACAUAUUAUCUACUAGUAUAUAUAAUAGGACCUAAAUUGUAUGCUAUAUUUUUCUAUCAAUGUUUUUAUCUUACAUAUAAGACUCGUCUCUCUCACUCUCUCUCACUGAGUCGCACACACUGUUAAUGGGUGCAUAUAAACGUGGACUAACAUAGAAUCGGCUCAAUCAGCUGAUAGGAUUUUUGUUUACCUGUAAUCUUAAGUACAAACUUCCGAAAAACAUGGACUCGAGUCACCGUACCAACCUGAUGUUAAAUACGUUUGUUUAUCCGAGUUACGAAAACGUUUAAUAUCGCGUUGGUGGAGUACGGUGCAUAGGAUCUGCAUAUACUAGUAUACGAUCUAAGGCUUUAAGAGACUUAAGGUCACAAAUUUAUUUAACACGAGAAGAUACGUUAUGUAGUAAGUCUAAUAUACACAGUUGAACUCUAUUAUAUCUUCUUCUAACAAUAUUAGCCCCCAGACCUUUCCUUCUCUUCUCUUUAGUCCAUCUAUUUAAAUGUCUAUGCUUGCAACUCUCGCAAUUUCACUUUGUAUCAACAAAUCUAUUGAUCAUAUAGCAAAUAGUCAAAUACUAAAUUACUUUAUUUAUUUAUUUUGUUCUGACUACGGUAAAAUUUAAAGAACCGAAUACGGAAUAUUUAUUAUCCCGAAAAAGCGUAUACACGUCACCUAUGUAUUUACGUAUUUAUUUUUACAAUUUUAUAGAAUAGGUCCGAUAUUCGGGGCCGGUGCCGACUUACUGAUCGCUAACAAUUGCAACUCAAACAUGGACAGCUAUAGUAACCUGCCGCACUCGUACGACGGUGAAAACGCGUCGUUCAACUCGCUGAUGGGCGACUACAAUUUCACCGUAGCCGAUUAUGAAGUGUUCACACCCGUGAAAAACGAACCGUCCUCGUCGAAAUGAGUGAUCCGGACUUUCGUCUAACUUCGAUCGACCUGGGAAAGCAAACUAAUCAAAAAAAAAAAUAAAAAUGUUUUACCCGCGUGAAAAAAUGUAUCGCAAUAUCGUAUCCAUACGUAGACGGGUGUAUUACUAACUUGCUGGGCAUAAUAUUAUAUUAUACACCUCUACGCGCC